AUAUUAUGUUCAUCUUUUUCCCCUAGAUCUUUGUUCGUUGGGGGAUUCUAGGUUCGAUUCAUAAACCCAACAAGCGCCGUUGGGUUCGUCAAUCGAACCCAAGAACGCUUGCUGGGUUAUUCGAUCGAACCAAGGAGCACCUGCUGAGUCCUGUUGGAUUCGUCAAUCAAACCAAGGAACACUUGCUAGGUUCAUCGAUUGAACCCAGGAGCACCUCCCGGGUCUGUUGGGUUCGAUCGUCGAACCCAGGAAUGUUGGCUGGGUUUGUCAAUCUAAUGCAGGAGCACCUGCUAGGUCCUGUUAGGUUCAUUGAUCCAACCCAGCAACGCUGGGUUCACCUAUUGGGUUCAUCGAUCGAACCCAAGAGCACUUGCUGGGUCCUGUUGGGUCUUGUUCGGUUCGACUAUUGGGUUCGUCGAUCGAACCUAGCAGGCACUAUUGGAAAGUGUCUAGGUUUGCAGAAGGUGAAAGGAAAUGAAGAGGAAGAAGAAGUGGUUGCUGGGUUCGAUUUCAAACCAAGCGCACCGUUGGGUUCAAUCAACCCAGUGACUAUUGGGGUUCAAAAAAACCCAAUUAUGCUGGGUUCCUUUGAACCCAUCUUUCAAACCCAGCAAAAGAAAAAUUGGAAGGGUCUAGAUCUAGUGUUGGGGGAAGGAUAGAGAGAGAAAAAAAAUGAAAGGAUGAAAUUACAGGUUUCAUUGGGGGUAAUUACAGGUUUCCUCUUUAGAGUUUGUAGAAGGCAAGGAAAAAGAAAGAGAAAUUUUUAAG
This is a messenger RNA of Rubroshorea leprosula, 768 nucleotides long. The record is from the annotation of a GenBank genome assembly. Lineage: Eukaryota; Viridiplantae; Streptophyta; Magnoliopsida; Malvales; Dipterocarpaceae.